This is a messenger RNA of Podarcis lilfordi (Lilford's wall lizard), 23156 nucleotides long. NCBI's taxonomy places the organism in Eukaryota, Metazoa, Chordata, Lepidosauria, Squamata, Lacertidae. The record is from the annotation of a GenBank genome assembly.
AUGGCAGCGACGGCGGGACUCCCGCGCUCUUUGGGGCGGGUAAGUUGGGGAAGGGGAGGGGGGCCAAGAGGGAAGGAGACCCGGCGGCCUUUCCCCGCAGCCCAUCCCCAAAUAAAAGGGAAGGGGGCUGCACUUCCGGUAUGGGGGUCACGGUGGUGGGCUCAGUCCUGUCCUUAAAUAGCUCCGGGCGGGAACGUAGCUCCCACGUUAAAAACAACCAAAAAACACCCUCGUAUUGAAGAGCCAAUCGCUUCUCUAAAUCCCUUGCCCAGUUCCUAAACAGAUACUUAUUACCGAUUUCCUUCCAGAUGGGUAUUAGCUUGCUUCUUCCCCAGUCCUUUCCAAGGAGGCACCCCCAACCCCGAUAUUCGCCUGGACACUCACCACCUGGCUCUUCCAAUAACUGUUUUUCAGCCUGGAAAAGAUUGGGAUCAGUAGUAACACGUUACCUAUUUACCCCUCCCUCAAGCCCCAUAUCUCUUCUCCAACACAGGAAAUUUACUGAACUGGAUAGCCCCGCUCCAGCUGGCUUCUCUCCUUCAGUCAAAUAAAUUCCCAAUUUGAUAUUUCCCAAAGGCACAUCACUGCCAAGUUGUUACAAAAUACACUUCUCCCCGCCUCUUGAGAUCUUUUAGUUCUAAAAAGAUGGCUAAAUCUUUUUGUCCUAAAAAUAACACUCUCCUCUGCUAUAUUUCCUUUAAUUCCUCACGAGAAAUUCCUUAGGGCACCCAGAGCAGUACUUUCCCACACCUAAGGUACUGUUCUCAUACUCUUUCUUUUUUUACAAUUUUUGACACAAGGGAUGCUUUGUACAAUAGGAGGAAUAUUGAUUUUUAAGUCUAUGUUGAUGGCUGCCUCCCCCCCCGCCCGGUCUUGCUUGAAAUGGCAUCGAUUUGACCCAUGCAGCUUAUCCCGCUCAAAAUUCCUCCAGGCUUAGGGUAGAUUUUUUCCAAGAACAACUUUAUCCUGCUUCAGUGAGUGGAGUGUUAUGUUCCUCAGCAGUUGUAACUUCCCUGUGAUUUUUAAGAAUGGCAAUAUGCUUAAACGGAAUAAGGAGCAAUUUAAGCGUUCACUACACAGAUAAAACCCUGUGAACUUUAAAAACAACUGCUAACAUUCAGUUUAGGCAUUUCUGAUGCGAAUGUGUUUCUGAUGCUCACUUAAUAGACACUAAAACACGUGGGUUUGGCAGUGGGGUUAUGAAAGUUCAUGCUGGUUAGGAGGAAAUUGUGGAUUCUCUAUCUGUUCCUUGUAAACUCUGCCUGGAAAUAUCAACACCUGGAGCAACCCCAUUUUGUCAUUAUUCUUGUCCUGACCUGCUAUACAAAUCUAGGGGCUGCCCCUCCCUUUGCAGCCACAGUCCCAUGGCAGCAUACCUCCUGCUUUCUUUAUUUAAGUUGGCAUGAUAUUCUCACCUACCUGGAACACUGUGUUCUCUCUUCCGCUUCUUUUUUCUACCGCUCCACCCCUGACUUUCUGACAUGCAUCUUGCGAGAGAGCUGCAACUUCCUGAUAAAUAGAGCUGAUUGUGUUCAGAGGGCUGGAUUGGGUUUCUACUGGAGGAGAGAGAGAGAGAGCAAUUUCAAAGUGUUAUAUUGCUUGUCGGCAAUGAAAAGAGGAACAGUUGCCAAGGCACUGAAAAUUCUGCAAAGGCCAAGAGUUAUGGUUGCCACUACUGCUGAGUUUCUCUCUUCAGUCCCCUGCUGUCAUGCCAAGAGCAGGGAAGUGUCCUUUCUGGUUAUUUUGAGAUCCAACUCAGUUGUUUCUCACUCAUUAACAGAGUAUUCUGCACCCAGGAAAACUAAAUUCAAUGCAAAGGAAACCCAGGAGUUUGGCGUUGCUGGCUGCAGGUUGCAGCAGCCCUGGAUAAGAUGUUCCCUGUUGAGGCCCUCCUCCUGAGUGAGGGGCUUCUUGGCUUUCAUGACACUGCUCCGAGCAGAGAGGAGUGGAUGUAUCUAUCCCCUCCCUUUAUGAACGAUGCUAAUUCAGGGGUACUGUGGGGAAUGUAAAGGGUGGUUAGAUACAGCUGCCUGUCACAGUCGAGAGUGGUGAGUCAUUCAUAUAUAGGGGUGGGGAUUGGGCAGGCAUCAGCAGUGGGCCCUGCCAGGGAACUAGGGUUCUAGCAACUGCCCAUGGGUGCCAGGGAAAUCUUAAGCAUAUGUGCCUCCGGGGUGCAAAGAUCUGCCCAGCGCCCCCAAGUCUGACAAGCGCCUCCGUUGUGAAUGACAAGCGCCCCCGCUUGCGCAGCGCAUCUUAAAUGAGCGUACAAAGUCGAAGGUCCUUUAGUGAAACAGUAGGUAUACAUUUCGGUAAUACCCAGGUACAUACCGUACUUUUCCGUGCAUAAGGCUAGGUUUUUCUCUUUAAAAAUUAUGCUAAAAAGUGUGAGUCAUCUUAUACAUGGAGCCAUCUCCCCCCAUUUUCUUAAAAUCGAGUCCCCCAAAAUAGGGGGUGUCUUAUACAUGGGGGUGUCUUAUACACGGAAAAAUACGGGCAUGUAUUUUGUUUUUCUAGCUUGAUCAAAAUUAUUAUUUCAUAACAGGUAGAUAGUUAAGAGCUUAGGCAGCUUCAGCACUGGGCGCCUGGCACCCCCCCCAGAAUUCGGUACCCGGGUACCCCGCACCCCCGGGUAAACAUGGCUCUGCCAGGUGCUAAUGCUAGCUUUGAAGACCUGGAUGUUGUAGUAGUACCAUUGGCUGAUUGCAGUAGAUCAGCAAGGGCUUCUAACUUCCAGUUGCAGAGCAAGAACAACAAGGCUUUCCUCCUUUAAACUGGAGCUUUAGAACCCCUGAUCUGUAAUAACUGAGAUUUGUACUUGUCUAUGUAGAUAAUCCCAAAGUAUGGCUCAUGGACUGCAGGAGGUAGGUGGUUUCACCUCCUUCAGCCACCAUUUUGCACUUGGUUGGUGCACCUCAGGGUUCAAGUAAAAACAACAGCAAAGUAGAUUGCGCCAGCCUGAUGUCUGCCCAUACCUGCUGUAGAUCAUAGGCCUGAUGGGUGGGCAACCACUGCCACCGUUUUCUUGUUUUGUUUUGUUUAUGCUUCCCUAAGAGAAAAAGAGGAGAGAUGAGAGUAGCCUUAAGGAAAAUUAUAGAGAGAGACAAAGGUGUGCAUAUAUAUAUAUAUAUAUAUAACAAAAACAGUUCCCAUAUUGCCCUAGAUUAAAGGAAGCAACUGCACAUUAAAUCACAUCUUGUUUAGUUUAUAUAUCCUCAGUUCCAUAUGUUUGCUUCAUUGGUAUUCUUUAUUCCGAUCCCAGUAGCUGAGUUCUGCAGAACGUUUAGUUAGGAAUGAGUGGGGAACGAUUAGUUGGUGAGAAAGCAUUCCCGUUUAGAUGUGUCCUGGCUACCAGAAGGUAAAGUGGCUGUGAUUCGGUGGGAGGUUAACUACAAUGGGGAAUAAGGCUAUCAUAGCUACGAGCCAUCAUGCCUAUGUUCUGCUUCCACUGCCUCUGAGUACUAGCUGCUGAGAAUCACAAGUGGACAGGGAGUGCUCUUGCUCUCAGGUCUUGCUUGUGGGCUUCCCAUGGGCAUCUAGGUGGCCACUGUGAGAACAAGAUGUUGGUGCAGAUGGGCCUUUCAUAGCAGGGUUUUUCUUAUGUGCAUGUGAUAUUUCUAUUUCCACAGGUCCAGUCACCGUCUGUUUAAGGUCCUCCCCAUUUUGUUCUUACAACAGCCCAGCGAGGUUUUAGAUUAGGAUGAGAUACAAUCACUAGUCCAAAGCUACCCAGUGACUUCCGUGGCCAAAUCGGGGGUUUGAAAACAGGCCUCUCCAGUCUUUGUCCAACACUCUAAUCCCUACACUGCGCUGAUGAUUCUCAUAAUAUCUCAUAUCCACAUCUGAUGUGAAUCUCCAUGACGGAAAAGCUUGGAAGAGGUAGUAUCAGAUUACCACCUGCUGCUGCCUUGUGUGUGUUUAAGGUGGCUGUUUUUAAAUUAGAUUAUUCAGUGAUUUGUGACAGGGCCUGCAGAAAAAGCCACCUGGCACUGCACAAAAAAGUUAUUUUUUGCAUUUCGAAAAAUUAUAAUCUACUUGAUCAAAAGUCUCCAAGCAGCAUACAGAUAAAUAGUAGAUAAAACCUAAAUCAAAAUCCACCAUUAAAAAAACCCAACCCAAAUAUAUCAUAAUUAUAAAACAAAGACAAAACUUUAAAAACAAAUAUAAGUAACCAAGUUAUAUGUCUGGGUAGGCUUGCUUUUCAGCAUGUGUAUCAAUGUAGUGAGGGCAUCCGGCCAAUGUCAGUGGGGCAGGGAAGGUCUGAGACAGAGAGGACGUUGGUGUAGUGUUGAGAUAGCCAACGUGGUUCCCUCCAGAUGUUGCACUACAAUCCCCCUAAUUCCCAACCAGUAUUGCCCACAGAGUUUAUAGGAGUUGAACUCCAGCAGCAGCUGGAAAGCACCACCCCACUCGCUACCCCUGGUGCGUUGUCUUUCUUUCUCCUCUGGAAUAACUCGUGCCACUGAGGGCAUCGAACUACCACACUUGGCCUUUGGGCACAUCUAUAUAGGUCUGUAAAUCUGGGUAAGGGCACAUUAGGAGAUUUGCCCUUAUUGGGCAGAAGUGCUCCGGAUGGAGACAGCAGGUGGAUGAAAGGUCAAAACUGAGGGCCAAGUGGUAUGGGGAAUCGGGACUGGCAGAGCAGAGACCCACCACAGAAGGAGCCUCCGCUUGACAUACAGUGGUACCUCGGGUUAAGAACUUAAUUCGUUCCGGAGGUCCGUUCUUAACCUGAAACUGUUCUUAACCUGAGGUACCACUUUAGCUAAUGGGGCCUCGCUGCGCCGCUGCUGCACGAUUUCUGUUCUCAUCCUGAAGCAAAGUUCUUAACCCAAGGUACUAUUUCUGGGUUAGUGGAGUCUAUAACCUGAAGUGUCUGUAACCUGAAGUGUCUGUAACCUGAGGUACCACUGUACUGCAAUGGCUUUGAGCAACCUGCCCUUCUUGUUGCUUCUGCUGACCGAUGCUGGCUUCUCUAUUUCACAGGAGUGCAUUAAAACGCUCCCUCUUGUGGUUGUUAUUAAUCUCUCACAAUCCCUCAUUUGCCUCCUAAUCCCCUUAAUUAGAGGUUGACUUAAUGCUCGGAGGCUAGAAUUUCAUGUUUGCUGUCAAGCUAGCUUGCUCUCUGCCACGUGGCUCUUGAGGCCUUCAGCAGUGCGUCCUGGGGUAUCCGAUUUCUCCCAGCGGCCCUUCUCUUUCCCAGAUGAUUUUGUACAUUUAGCUGGCAUAUCAACUGAAUCCCCUGUUUUGCCUUAAUUUGUUCAGGGCCUGCCUCCUCUGUCACGUAAAGCAAAGGGAAGCAAGGAAAGGGGUGUUAAGAAGCUGAAGGCAAAGCAGAUACUGUGGUUGAGGGAACUAGUGCAGAGCAUAAUAAACGGGCUGGGAGACCAUUUUUCAGAUGGCAAACUGAGGCCAAGAGCUAGUGAUGUGUCUCUGUGACUGAGGUAGAGUUUCAGCUCAAGUUUCCUGGGCCCACAAGCUACCCACACAGGAUUGUAAUGCUUGUGGAAGUUGAAUGCUGGAAGAAUUGGGGCACACAAAGGAAAGAAGUCCUUCACACAGGGCAUAGUUAAACAAUGGAAUGUGCUUCCACGAGAGGUAGCAAUGGCCGCCCACUUGGAUGGCUUAAAAAGAGCAUUAGACAGGUUUAACAAGACCAAUAGUGAGUCCAGCGGCCAAGAAGGCGGUUUCUGCAUGUGCUGUAGAGGGAAGUGAGGGCUUGCGAACCUGGGAAGGUAGCCCAUCUAGGAGAAGGAAAGCUCUCAUUCUAAACCUCUGCUGCCUUGUGGGGAUAUCUGUGGGAGAAGAAAAGGCUAAGGAGUAAACCCUACACAAACCAGACUGGAUUCCCUAAGACGGUUGGACAGUACCUUGUAGGCCUCCUUCUGGCAACUCCUGCAGCCAAGCUGGUGCCAAAUGUAUUGCUCUGCUUCCCUUUGGACUGUCUCUUGAGACAGACGGAUGCCAGCAACAACACCUAAGGCCAGCAAUGGCCGCUAGCCAGGAUGGGUAUGUUCUGAAUAAGUGGAGAGCAUGUGCUGUUGCCCUCAGGUCCUGCUUGCAGGCUUCCCAGAGGCACUGUGGGAACAGGAUCCUGGAUGGGCCACUGGCCUGAUCCAGGAGGACUCCUCUUAUGGAACUAUAUGUCACCACCUGCCACCUCUCACUGCCCCCUUUACAUGCUGCUAUUCUGUUGGCUCAGCCCCCAUUUCUUAGAGUGAUAAGGUGGAAUCUUUCACGCUUAGUCUUGUCCUAUUGUUCCUCCAAGGAAAGCGGAAUUCUCUGGGCCUGCAUUGGCUUUGAUCCCAGGCACCCAUUUAGAAGAAAGAAACUGGUUCAGUCAGCCUCAGGGUUAUAUUCCAGCCUUAGCAGGUUUCUUGCUUGAGGGCGGGCUCUUAUCUGGACUGGAAUGCAAGGGCUUAAGAAUUCUGUCUUCCAUUCAAAUUUGCACAACUUUCUAGUCCUUGUAGUUUUGGAGAAAAAUGCAUUUUCCUUAGCUCUAUGUAUUUUCCCGUAUGAAAAAGCAAGGCAAAACAAAACAAAACAACUUAGCCCAAUCUGAGGAUUUCAAAAUUUAAAAACUGGUUUUGGGAAAACAGAAUGAUGUAGGCAAAGUAAGGAGAUGCAUGCAGAUAUAUUUCAUUUGCAUAAAUGAGGCUAAUUACUGAUUUUUGCAUGUGCAAAAUUUGAAUACUUUGGGGAUAGUGUACACACAGUCGAAGAAGUAUACUGGCUAAAGGCUGAAACAUUUUAUGGACCUUUCUAAAUAGCCAUUUACCUGAUCACCAGUGAACUGGACUCCCUUCCAGAAAAGGGAAGUGUCUGUAAACACAGAGCUGGUCAUUUCAGGUCAUCAAUGUAAAUGGUAUAUAUGUGCUGUAAAGGUUUUCCAAGGUUCUUUGCCUCUUGCUGCCCCCUGCUGUUGGAAUUGUUUUCUGCAUCCAUUUAAACAACCUUUUCCCAGAUUGCAAAAUCUGCUAACUACACAUUGUCUGGAAGCCUGUUGAUGCUUAACACCCAGUGCACCCUGCGCUCACAGUCGCUGCCUUUUCUUUUUCUGAGCCUGUGCACCUUUAAAAUAGGUAUCUUGCAGGCAGAAAUUCAGUAGGCAUUUCCCUCGCAGCAUUGCAUUUUUGUGCCUGAAGAUCUGUUGAAUUUCUUCCAGGCACACAACUGAAAAAUGCACAGCAGCUCUAUCAUGGGGAGCGGGAGGCAGAUAUUCAGUCCACAAGACUCCCUGUCAUCACCCAUAACAGUGAAAUGUCUUUCCAGCAGAAGGAAAACCGGAAAUAAAUAGUUUGUAUUACUUUGAGCCUCCUCCCACCCUAUGUGGAGUCCUUGCUUAUCCUAAGUAUGAAAUCCUAGAGCCCAGGUCCACUUAAAACCCAUUCUUCUUCCACUAAAUACUGGGGUCCCAGCUUCCAGGCCGUUCUGCAGUUACCGGUUUUAAACCCCAACCCUAUCUUUGGGCCCCUGGGGAAAUGAGUUGGGGAAAUGACCAUUGCUCAGUGGUAGAGCACAUUGUGAAAGGGCCCAGUUCAGUUCCUGGCAUUGCCAAUUCAACUGGGCCCUAUGGGGGUGAGGAGAAGGCAGGGGGAAAGACUUCUGUGUCCAACACCCCAGGGAGCCACCACCAGUAGGACCACGCAGCGCUGGAGUGGAUGGAGAAAGAAUCUGACCAGCUUCCCACAUUCCUCCAAGAACCCUUCUUUAGAACCACUCUAUGGCACCCGUGGUCCAACCUGCCCCCUCAAGAUGUUUUGGAUUGUAACUCCAAUCAUGCUGCCCGGGGAUGAUGGGAGUUGUGGUUCAAAACAUCUUGAUGGAGGCAGCUUGCAACAAGGCUGGCUCACAAGUAAUAGGCUCUGCCCUAUUACUUUGCGUUUGGCCUGACCCCUGAGCUGCCGUUAUGUUGUCUGGCUCUGGUUGGCGAAACUGUAUAUUCCAGCAGAGAGAAUAGAAGCAAGCCUGUUCACAAGCCUGGAGUCUCCUGCUCACUGGCCUGGUUGCCUCGGCCUCCCUGUCCCCAAAACGAAGUCGUUCUCCUUGGUGCCAGCUUCUAAAAUCUACCCCAGCUUUUAAUGCUGUGAUCUCUAGGUUUUGUCAACGCAUAGGCUCUCUUGCUGGCAGUGCUUGCAUGUGAAAUUUCUAUCCAGCUGGAGCCAGCGCUGUAUAAGAGUUAGAGUGUAAGACUUUGGCCAGGGAGAUCCAGAGUUCAGAUUCCCCCUCGGCCAUGAAGCUUGUUAAGUAACCUUUGACCAGCUGUUCUCUCUCCCCCCCCCCCCAGCUUCAUGUGGCUUAUGGGGUGGGGGCCAUAACCUACUCCACAUCUGCCAUACUAAGCUAAUGGAAGGCCAAGAUACAGAUGCAUUUUAAUAUUCAUCCAGGUUCUUCUAAAGUACAGUGCUACCUCGGGUUAAGAACUUAAUUGGUUCCGGAGGUCCGUUCUUAACCUGAAGCACCAUUUUAGCUAAUGGGGCCUCCCGCUGCUGCUGUGCAAUUUCUGUUCUCAUCCUGAAGCAAAGUACUUAACCUGAAGCACUACUUCUGGGUUAGCGGAGUCUUCUGUAACCUGAAGCGUCUGUAACCUGAAGCGUAUGUAACCCGAGGUACCACUGUACCUCGGGUUACAGACACUUCAGGUUACAGACUCCGCUAACCCAGAAAUAGUACCUUGGGUUAAGAACUUUGUUUCAGGAUGAGAACACAAAUCGUGCGGUGGCAGCGGGAGGCCCCAUUAGCUAAAAUGGUGCAUCAGGUUAAGAAUGGUUUCAGGUUAGGAACGGACCUCCAGAACGAAUUAAGUUCUUAACCCGAGGUACCACUGUACUUUCCCCCCAGGAGCUCACAUCACUCUUAAGCGUGGUGUCUUUCCUUUCCUUUCCCUGAGUUGGGGAGGAAAGCAGAGUCUCCUGCCAACCUUCUGAAAGCUGUCACUUCAUAAAUCAUCACAAUUCAUUGCAAGCAGCUCACACCGUCAGGCCUGAUCAAGAACUCUGUGUGGCUUCAAACCUUGCAUAUUCUUACAGAAGCUGGCUCACUAGGAAAGGGUUUCCCUGCUCCCCUUUCCAGCCCAUGGGAUCCACUAUCUCCCUGUUCCUCACUUCCCAGUGAAUUGCAUGAUUUCCAGUUAAGGGUAGAGGACGGGAGGAGAGGAUCCAAACCACCUUAACGCCCAUAUUCAUGCAAGCUUACCUUUUUAAAUCUUCCCCCUUUUCUUCACCAAGAAGAGCUGUGCUUUCUCCGUGCUUUGAAAGAAAAUAGUAUUUUAAAAGAAUCUUGCCGUACCAGUGAUCUCUGCCGCUCUUUGUUCCUGCUGCUUUCCACCCUGGACUGCUGUGAUGCAACAGGGGCUGAAGUUCAACUCUGGGAAUUCCUCCCCCCCCCCCAAAAAAAAAGAAGAUAGAAAGGAGGGGAAGGAGUGGGAGACUUGUUCCUGCCUCUGAUUGGGGAAUGGCUUCCUCACAAAUGGAAAUUGCAGUGUUCCCACGCUCAGAUCACCAGCCUUUUGUGCUCCCUUUGCUGAGCCUGGCAAUGAAGGCAGCACUUUUGAAAGCCGUGGCACUGGUUGCCAAUGUAGCAGCAGCAGCAGAAAGCAGGCGUAGAGCAGGGCAAGAUCUCUCUCUCUCACAUACCCAACCAGGGAUGUCAGCCGCUUAGCUCCCCCGAAGGCCCCUGGUGUUUGCAGAUUACACAUUAACUGAAUCUGUUUGUUCAUGGCGAAUGAGUGAUUAGAGAAGUUGGGUUAGCAGCAAGUCCUGGGCUGAGGCUGCCUGGCUUGUUUGUUCUUUUUAAUCCUGAGGCAGAAGACCCAGCAGCAUGACCAGGAGGGUGCUUGUGGUGUCUCUGAAUGAGUCCCUGCUCUGGGCUUUCCUCUUCCUAACAAGAGACACACACUCUCAUAUGAGAGCAUAAGAGUUUCCUUGAGCCUGGUCAUGGGUCCGCCUUAGCUACAGGACUUUGAUUGGCAGCAGCUCUCUGAAGAUCCCAGUAGAGCAGGGGUCGGCAACCUAAGGCCCAUGGGCCACAAGCGGCGCACGGGGGUCGUUUAGCCGGCCUAUGAGCCACCCCCGAACGGAGCCACCCGCUUGGCGAGUCCCCACAUGCUGCACUAAACCAGUGCGGUGCAGGGACUCGCUUCUGCAGCGCCGGAAAUUGCACAUGCGCAAUGCUGGAAAUUGUGUUUGUGUGCACGCAGGCAUGCGCGUGCAAUCCGGCCCACAGAGGGAUCUCAGCUGGAGUGAACCGGCCCAGGCGAGGUAAACCUUGCCAACCCCUGCAAUAGAGACUUUUCUCAGCCCUGCUUUCUGAUGGUCUUUUUGGUUAGGGUUUGGAACCAGGGUGGGGUGGAAACCCAUAAGUCCCCCCGGAUGUUGUCAGACUCCAACUCCUAUCAGUCCCAGCCAGUAUGGGCGAUGGACACUGUGUUUUCUCAGGAAUGAAUACCUCUGGAUUAACAUUCACUAGGCAUGCUCCUGCUGCAGCUGCUGAGCCAGGGGCAGGGUAAGAGUUAGGGCAGAGUGAAGACUUGUCCUCCAGAAUGGGAUGUGUGAGACCCAGUAGCUCGGUCCUGCUCUCUUGCCUCAGAGAACAGUGCUGGGAGCUUUGGCCUACUAGGCAGAGGCUGAAGACCAAGGAGGAGGACAGGAAAUGCCACCUGGAUUGUCCUGGCAUUGCAGAGGCCCUGUGUUGAUUCUAUUCCUGAUACCAGACUUGACUGUGGUUUUUUUAGUAGCAGGACCUAUAACCAUGAUCUAGGGCUGCAGAACCAAAGGGAGGCGUACUCUGCCACCAGCCAGGGCACUGCUGGCCACUGAGGAGCUGCACCCACUGCCCCACCCACUGGCCCCGUCCAUUAGUCAGAGAAGGACCAGCUGCCCCAGGGAUUGAUUUCCUCUUCCCUCCUCAUUCCCUUAUCCUUUUGUAUUGUUAUUUGUUACUACAGGUCAGUGGAACCUGCAGGCGGGGGCUGCCUUCUCUUUUAAUAUAUGCACAGCGCUUAGAAAAUUCUAUGUGUUUUCUAUGUGUUAAAUAAUACUAUUACAGUGGUACCUCGGGUUAAGAACUUAAUUCGUUCCGGAGGUCCGUUCUUAACUUGCAACUGUUCUUAACCUGAAGCACCACUUUAGCUAAUGGGGCCUCCCGCUGCCGCCGCACGAUUUCUGUUCUCAUCCUGAAGCAAAGUUCUUAACCCGAGGUAAUAUUUCUGGGUUAGCGGAGUCUGUAACCUGAAGCGUCUGUAACCUGAGGUACCACUGUAUAGGGACAGGCUUUAAUGCCAGUUCUUAGCCCUUUUCCAUCUUGCCUUCUAGGUUUUGAGAGGGAGGACCAGCGAUGCGCUAAUUUCUCUUCUCGGUCCCCAGAGAUUUUUAAGCACCACGUUCAAGGUGAGGAAACUUGCGGGCUCAUGAACUCCUAAUCUGGGGGGAAUCUGAGCUAGGAAGAUGUGGGUUGGAUCCGAACCCUCGCAGGGGGAGAUCCCACCUUUUAGUUUGAUAUUGAAAAAGCAAAUUCCUAGCCCUCAUGGAGGCCUGACUGAUGAACGGUCCCUGUUUCUUGUUUUGUUUCAAAACCAGGCCUCGGACCUCCAGAUUGAAUUGAACAAGCACCCAAAGUCCAAACCGGACCCCAAGGACCUGGUCUUUGGCAAGUAUUUCACUGACCACAUGCUCAUGAUAGAAUGGAGCCAAGAGAAAGGCUGGGGGAAGCCACACAUCAAACCGUUCCAGAAUCUCUCGCUGCAUCCAGCCUCUUCUGCCCUGCACUACUCAGUGGAGGUAACUGCUUCCUAUAUAAAAAGAGUCUCCGCUGUCAGUUUCACUAGGUAAUAAUAAUAAUAAUAAUAAUAAAUUUUAUUUAUACCCCGCCCUCCCCAGCCAAGACCGGGCUCAGGGCGGCUAACAACCAAUAAUAAAAACAAGUUGAUUAAAAUACAAUUUAAAAACAAGAUUAAAAGACAACAUUAAAACAUUAAGGCAGAGUCUCUAAAUAGCUUGUUUCUUCCAUACGACUCUUUUCUCUCUCUCCCAUCUAGCUCUUUGAGGGGAUGAAGGCAUUCCGGGGCCCAGACAAGCGCAUCCAACUUUUCCGUCCCAUGAUGAACAUGAACCGCAUGUUACGUUCUGCGCUCCGUACUUCCCUGCCGGUGGGUACUUCCGGUGAGGCGGCCCCUUGCCUCCCUCUCCUGCAGGAACUGUGGGUUGCUGCAUCUUAAGCCUUCUUCAGAUAUGCCCCCCCCCCACAAGUGGUGCUGCAAGGUUUGGGGGCUGAGACCCAGGCCCUCCCCCCCGCUCAUCCUCGGGUCCCUGAACACAGCAGGACUGCCUUGCCACCUCAAAGGGAUGCCCAGAUUGCUGAGCCUGGCAUCUGCAUUGACCCAACCGCCCCAGGGCAAAGCCUGAACUUACACUACUUGCAUUCAGCUCGCCCUCUCCCUUUUCUGUCCUCGGCACAAACAGCGAUGCAGCCUCUUUCUCCGCACAGGGUGCGAGCGUAUUCAUAGAAGUGGCCCUCCAGGGUUUUUACCUGGGGAAUCCAGGACUUGAACUCGGGACCUUCUGCAUGCAGGGCAAGAUGCUCUGCCGUUGGGCUGCAGCCCUAAAGCGUCUUUCUGUGGGAGUGGGGAAAGAGGCUCGCCUUGAGACUCUAGGGGUCCCGAAAGGAGAAGGGGAAACAGCAUCACCGGUCUUACUUGCUCUUUCCCAACCCCUCCCUUCUGCACAACAGCCCUUCGACAAGUCUGAGCUUCUCGAAUGCAUCCGGCGGCUGAUCCACCUGGACCAAGACUGGGUCCCACACGCCGAAGCCACCAGCCUCUACAUCCGCCCCACCUUCAUCGGCACUGAGGUGUGUUUCCCGAGCCCACCUCCCCGCUCUUUUAAGUAUACCUUGGAAGUCAAGCGGAAUCCGUUCCAGAAGUCCGUUCGACUUCUAAAACAUUCAGAAACCAAAGUUCGGCUUCUGAUUGGCUGCAGGAAGCUCCUGCAGCCAAUCGGAAGCCGCGGAAUGUGGGGACGUUUAUAUAAUUUAGCAGAGUUUAAACCAUCCCCUGUUUGAGUUUAUGCAGCGAUAAACAGAUUGCUAACCGUUUGAGUCCUAUAAAUAAUUAUACCUUCCUGGAUGAUAAUCCCUUUCUGUCCCUUUUAAUGAAAACACACAUGAAUCUGAAUCAUAUUAACAUAAACUACUUUACUAUCAGAUUCAUUCAGGUUUGCAGAGUUGUUCCUGAAGGCAGGCUUAGGUUACAUAACAGAUAAACUAUAUACUAGAUAGUAGUGAGUCAUGAGAAGACGGCAUCCGGGCAGUUACCAGUUAACACUCCUUGCAGCAACCGACCAACUGCCAAAACUGCCUGCCCCAUAGAGGCAGUUAGUCCUCUCGAAAUGUUGGACUUGACUGACAGCUUUAUAUCCCACACGGAAGCCCCGUCAGACAUUCGGCUUCCAAAAGAAUAUUCAAAAACUGGAACACUCCAGGGUUUGAUCGUUUGGGAGCCAAAACGUUCAAGAAAUAGGCUGUUCGAAUUCCAAGGUAUGACUGUUUUUUUUAAUUGAGAAAGAGGGUGUAUCCCUCUCUUCUGCUAGAAAGGCUCCCUCAGCGGCUUACAGGCAGUCAAAACAAGGCAGUCUCUACCCACAGCCCCCCCAAAAGGCCACAGCACCCCAGGGAAAAGGGGGAGGGGGAAAUCAAAACUCAGGCACCCCCAGUUUCUAAACAGUGGUUCCUAGAUUGGCCACGUGGCGUAGUUUGGGGCAGGAGGUGCCUGAUGGAGCGAGGCCAUCAAACCUGAUGGAAUGUGCCCUGAUUCCUGUUCCUCCCACGGAGGCAGCCUGAUGGAAUGGUGACUGUUGAGGGAACAGGAGGGAGGCUUGAUGGAGCUGGCGUGUCGCAGCAGAGCCGAUGGAGGGUAUUGCUCGACUGCCAAUCAGGGGAGUCUGGUUCAUUGAGGGCGCACCAUCCUCAGUCCGCCAUCUUACAAGCAGCCCAGCCUCUUGGCGUCCUCCUUCUCAGGGUCACCCUUGAGGGAGGAGCAGCGGGAAGAGGAUGGGGACAGAACCAGAAUGAGGUGGCUGCACCUGCCAUUGGCUCUCGUUGACUCUGACUCCGUCCCCUGCGGGGCUGCCCUUCUCCCCACUCUGCCCAUUUCAAUGGCCGCCAGCCAACGCCUGUGCCAACACCUUGCUCUCUCCCUCUCCACAGCCCUCCUUGGGGGUCGCCAAGUCCAGGCAUGCCUUGCUCUACGUGAUCCUGGGCCCCGUGGGAGCCUAUUUCGCUACCGGCACCUUCAGUCCCGUUUCCCUACUGGCCGACCCUCGCUUUGUCCGUGCCUGGAUGGGCGGCGUGGGGGACUGCAAGGUGGGCGGGUGAGUACGGCUUCUGUUUCAACAGGUACGGCAGCAGGAUGGUCUCCAGCCCAACGCUGCUGAAUCCAGGGGCAACCAAUGUGGUGGCCUCCGGGUCUUGAUGGACUGCAACUCCCAUCAGGCCCUGACAGCCUGGCUAAUGGUCGGGAGAGAUGGGAGUUGUAUUCCAGUAGCAUCUGCACUGCGUUGGCUACUUCUGUCUAGCCCGACUGGCAGUGGAUAUCCAAGAUCUCAGGAAGAGAGAGAAAAGGGAGCUUAUUUCCCAGGUGUUUUGAAAUAAUUUAAUUGGAAAUGCCAAGGACUUCACUAGGCCUGGGUGAUAUAUCGCCCAGGACCAGUAUGAGGAGCGGACCGCCAUGUCUGCUUCACUCAGCGAUAUAUCGCUGGUGAAACCGCCACCGCUCCUGAGUCCCUCUGCUAGCAGCGUCCGCUGGAGGGAGUCAAGAGUUCCUUCCUCCAGUGGGUGCUGCUAGCAGAGGGAACCAGGAGAGGCAGCAGUUUCACCAACGAUACAUUGCUGGGUGAAACCGCCAUUGCACUCUGCCCUCACUCGAUGCAGAGGGAGAAACAAGCUUAAUAAUAAUAACAAUAAUAACAAUAAUUUAUUAUUUAUACCCCGGCCAUCUGGCUGGGCUUCCCCAUCCACUCUGGGCGGAUUUUAACAAAAUAUUAAAAUACAGUAAUGCAUCAAACAUUAAAAGCUUUCCUAAACAGGGCUGCCUUCAGAUGUCUUCUAAAAGUCUGGUAGUUGUUCAGUUCUCUUUGACAUCUGGUGGGAGGGUGUUCCACAGGGCAGGUGCCACUACCGAGAAGGCCCUCUGCCUGGUUCCCUGUUACUUAGCUUCUCGCAGUGAGGGAACUGCCAGAAGGCCCUCAGCGCUGGACCUCAGCUGAAUGAUGAGGGUGGAGAUGCUCCUUCAGAUAUACUGGACUGAGGCCGUUUAGGGCUUUAAAGGUCAGCACCAACACUUUGAAUUGUGCUCAGAAACGUACUGGGAGCCAAUGUAGGUCUUACACUGCAAUGUUGAAAAGCUGAUAUCCCCCAGCUCUAGACUUCAGCUAGGACUCUCUUACCUGCGCCUGUAUGAGCCUCCUCCAUCACUGGAUUGGGGAAAGCUGGUCCCCACUCUCUUAAGCUGACAUUUGAACAGCUGAGGCUCUUUUUAUCACUGUCACUGAGCAAAAUUAUUUUUGCAUGUUGUUGUGAUUUGCAUUUUUAUCUUUUAUGGCUUUGCGAACUGCCCUCGGCGGGUACUUUGCCCUGAACGGCAGUAUAAAAUUACUCACAUAAAUAAGUGUAAUGGGGUUUUCUCUGAGAGCUGUGGCCUGCCUUCCCCACACCUUCAAAGAGAGGGUCGACUCGGUACUCUCUGCUGCCUGCAGAUGCCUUUUUUUAAAAAAAAUCUGAUGGUGGAAUCCUGCCUUGCUCUUGUGUUGCCCUUAGCAACUACGGCCCCACCAUUUACGUGCAGAUGGAGGCCGCCAAAGAAGGUUGCCAGCAGGUUCUCUGGCUCUACGGGGACGACCACCAGAUCACAGAAGUCGGGACUAUGAACAUCUUCGUGCUUUGGAAAGACCAGCAGGGAGGUGAGGAACUGGGUCCCUGAGUUGUCGGGAGCUGCGAUUCUCAGCAAUGGGGGUACUGAGACUCACUGCCUCCGAGAGUGGAGGCAAAUAACUUGAAUGAAAUAAAAUAAAUGCAGCAUUGGCUGGUCUAUUAGGGCAUGUGGGAUGACACUGCUGCAUCGAUCUCCAUCGGCAGUCCAGGGGGUGGCAGGGCCUGCCAGCUUCCUGCUCUUUGCAUCAGCCUUGUCCUUGUAGAACUCGGCAGGGAGGAAGGAGGUGGGAACAGAACUAGCCUUUCUUGGCCCUGCCCCUCAUUGUCUCUGGCUCCGCCUCUCGUUGCCUUUGGCUCCACCUCCUCUUAGUCUCCUUGCCUUCUGCUGUAUGACUUCCGAUGCGCACCAGCCACCACUUAGUAAAAAAUAUUUGAAUGAUGCCCUGUAUGUGAAGGAAAAGGGAAUGCCUCUCCUAAAGCAGGUGCUUCCGUGGACAUAUGAAUGCUUCAUUCAGAAGCAAAGUAUAUUUCUUUUCCCUUUAGAUGUAUUUUUCUGUAUGUUUCAAAUGCAAAUUUAUGCCGAUGAAAUCUGAUUAAUCAGCUAAAACUCAUAUGUUCAGUCAAGCAGGGUUUCUUUAAUCGGGUGUCAGCUCUAGCUUUUCUUUCCUUUUUUUAAAAGAAAGAAUUUGGACUAUUAUUUUAAAAUUUUGCAAACUGACAUAACCCCUCCCCCAAAAAAGACGAGUCCACAGUUAAUGCUGCCAUUGCAUUACGACACGUUGGAAGAAAAUUAAAAGCAUAAGUAAAGGUAAAACAAUUUGCGUCAGCUAUUACCUCGUCAUAUUUAUGGAGAAAAUAAAUGAAUGCAGGAUUCUUUUUUCUGAACCUUUUCUUUACUAAGUGCAAUCCAGGUAGAUAAUUCUGUCGGAAUUCAAGCCUAUAUCAGCUGUAACUGGGAACUCUCCAGGCACCCGGCUUGAUUUCUUGUUGACCUCCCUGUCUGCAUUCCCCAGCAAGAUCCAGGCUAGGUCGCAAUAGGCGAUUCUAGAAGAACACCCUCCCUCUUUCUUGUCUCCCCCCCCCCCCGGCAGGGGAAAGAGAUAGACAGAAACGUAUUUACAUGCCUUUAUUUCUGUCUUUGCAGCGUUACAAAAAACAUGACUGCUCUCUUCAAGCUCCAGCAGUCGAGUGACAAACACUUCCUGUACUUCCUGUACAGGAACAAUAGGAAGAACUCAUAUUACACUCUGAGCUAAUUCCGGUGCUUCGCACUGUGAAUUGACUGUCCCUCUGUCUCCCACGGAACAGUCCCAACAUUCCAUCAUGUGAUGUUUUCAAGCUAGCAGCUCGCAGCUGCAUUGCUUCUAUAUCGUAACAAAUUCCGCCCCGUCCCCCUCAGAUUUUGUUCCUCUUUUGAUCUUGUUUGUGGUUUAUGAAGUGUCUAAAUGUGUUGGCUCACAUUCAUGGCAGCUUGGUAUGUGUUGAACCUGCACCAUUUAAAAGCAAAAGACACACAGUCUUCUCUAUAUUGUUGUUGAAAAACCAUUACCUUCUAUGGCUUUUUGGCUUUUCAUCCACCUCUUCGGCUUCUGACAAUUCAACAUGUGUUGCCCACGCAGUUUAAAGUAUGUUAUCUUUGAAGUUAUGAGGAUGAGAAAAUUGGAUAUUAACAAACAAACAAACAAAAUUGUAGGGAGUUGAGCGCUCUCUGUGUGUGCAUGUUUUCUGCAUGUUUGUCACUGGUUCCUCCCCUUCUAGAUCUGGAGCUGGUCACCCCUCCUCUGAAUGGAAUCAUCCUGCCCGGUGUGAUACGGCAAAGCCUUCUAGAUCUGGCACGCGAAUGGGUGAGUUUGGAGAAAACAGGAGACUUUUGAUAGUUCUGGAAUGGACCUGAGGGUGAGUGGCGGAUUUGCAAGCUGGAAUUUUGCAGCAAAAAUCUUUUUUUGCUUUCUCCAGAUUAUCUUUCAACACACCCACAACGCCGUUAGAAAGGAGGGGAGAACAAUGCAUUUUGUUGAAUGAGCUAAGUUAGAGAAGCAUUUGAAACUGCCUUGUAGGGAGUCAGGCCGCUGGCCCACCUAGCUUAAGAUUGGCUGCACUGACUUGGCAGCAGGGUUUCAAAGUAGGGCACUCUCCCAGCCCGUGUUAGGAACUGAGAUAUGAAAGCUAGGAGCUAAAUGGAACAUUAAACCAAGGUUGUGGGCGCAAAAACGGAAUGCCUAGGUGCGCUUUUUUUAUAUAUACCGUAUUUUUCGCUCCAUAAGACGCACUUUUUUACUCUUAAAAAGUAAGGGCAAAUGUCUGUGCGUCUUAUGGAGCGAAUGCGUGGUCCCUGGAGCCAAAUUGCUGGAGUGUGGCACGUUCUUGGGCUGCUCUUUGGUGGGGGGGGGGCGCGCGCUGCUCUGCCGGCAGCCUCGGCUUCCCCCUGCAGCCCCGGGAAGCUUUGGAGCAGUGGGAGGGCUGUGCGCCCAUGCCCCGCGCUCCUGGGCUGCUGAAUGGGGGUGGGGGUGCUGUUCCCCCAGCAGCCUGCCCUUUGCCCUCAAGCUUUGGAGCAGCAGUCAGCCUGCCCCACACUCCUGGGCUGCUGAAUGGGGGUGGGGGGUGCUGUUCUGCCAGCAGCCUGCCCUUUCCCUCAAUUCUUGGGCAGCAGUCAGCCUGCCCCACGCUCCUGGGCUGCUGAAUGGGGUGGGGUGCUGUUCCCAGCAGCCUGCCCUUUCCUUCAAUUUUGGAGCAGCAGUCAGCCUGCCCCACACUCCUGGGCUGCUGAAUGGGGGUGGGGGUGCUGUUCCCCCAGCAGCCUGCCCUUUCCCCUCAAGCUUUGGAGCAGCAGUCAGCCUGCCCCACGCUCCUGGGCUGCUGAAUGGGGGUGGGGGGUGCUGUUCCCCCAGCAGCCUGCCCUUUCCCCUCAAGCUUUGGAGCAGCAGUCAGCCUGCCCCACGCUCCUGGGCUGCUGAAUGGGGGUGGGGGUGCUGUUCCCCCAGCAGCCUGCCCUUUCCCCUCAAGCUUUGGAGCAGCAGUCAGCCUGCCCCACACUCCUGGGCUGCUGAAUGGGGGUGGGGGUGCUGUUCCCCCAGCAGCCUGCCCUUUCCCCUCAAGCUUUGGAGCAGCAGUCAGCCUGCCCCACGCUCCUGGGCUGCUGAAUGGGGGUGGGGGUGCUGUUCCCCCAGCAGCCUGCCCUUUGCCCUCAAGCUUUGGAGCAGCAGUCAGCCUGCCCCACACUCCUGGGCUGCUGAAUGGGGGUGGGGGGUGAUGUUCUGCCAGCAGCCUGCCCUUUCCCCUCAAUUCUUGGAGCAGCAGUCAGCCUGCCCCACGCUCCUGGGCUGCUGAAUGGGGGUGGGGGUGCUGUUCCCCCAGCAGCCUGCCCUUUCCCUUCAAUUUUUGGAGCAGCAGUCAGCCUGCCCCACACUCCUGGGCUGCUGAAUGGGGGUGGGGGUGCUGUUCCCCCAGCAGCCUGCCCUUUGCCCUCAAGCUUUGGAGCAGCAGUCAGCCUGCCCCACACUCCUGGGCUGCUGAAUGGGGGUGGGGGGUGCUGUUCUGCCAUCAGCCUGCCCUUUCCCCUCAAGAUUUGGAGCAGCAGUCAGCCUGCCCCACACUCCUGGGCUGCUGAAUGGGGGUGGGGGUGCUGUUCCCCCAGCAGCCUGCCCUUUGCCCUCAAGCUUUGGAGCAGCAGUCAGCCUGCCCCACACUCCUGGGCUGCUGAAUGGGGGUGGGGGGUGCUGUUCUGCCAGCAGCCUGCCCUUUCCCUUCAAUUUUUGGAGCAGCGGUCAGCCUGCCCCACACUCCUGGGCUGCUGAAUGGGGGUGGGGGGUGCUGUUCUGCCAGCAGCCUGCCCUUUGCCCUCAAGCUUUGGAGCAGCGGUCAGCCUGCCCCACACUCCUGGGCUGCUGAAUGGGGGUGGGGGGUGCUGUUCUGCCAGCAGCCUGCCCUUUGCCCUCAAGCUUUGGAGCAGCAGUCAGCCUGCCCCACACUCCUGGGCUGCUGAAUGGGGGUGGGGGUGCUGUUCCCCCAGCAGCCUGCCCUUUCCCCUCAAGAUUUGGAGCAGCAGUCAGCCUGCCCCACACUCCUGGUCUGCUGAAUGGGGGUUGGGUGCUGUUCUGCCAGCAGCCUGCCCUUUGCCCUCAAGCUUUGGAGCAGCAGUCAGCCUGCCCCACGCUCCUGGGCUGCUGAAUGGGGGUGGGGGGUGCUGUUCUGCCAUCAGCCUGCCCUUUCCCCUCAAGAUUUGGAGCAGCAGUCAGCCUGCCCCACACUCCUGGGCUGCUGAAUGGGGGUGGGGGUGCUGUUCCCCCAGCAGCCUGCCCUUUGCCCUCAAGCUUUGGAGCAGCGGGCAGGCUGUUCCCUGAGAGAGGGAGGAAGAGGACUGAGAGGAAAAAAUGUGGCAUUAGCAAUGCUUUGGAUGGAAACGAAGAUGGCAUUUUACAUGAAGAUAGCGAAGAAAGUAAUGUCAGUGAUUGUGAGCAACUGAGCUUCAUAAAUUCUGAUUCUAGCAGUGAUGAGUUCUUGGGGUUCACAGAAGACUAGAAGAGUACUCAAACCUUAAAGUCUCUCUUCAUUUGUUAAUGACAGUGAUGAUGGUUCUUAAUGCCAUUGUUGACUGCUGUUCACUUUACAUGGCUGUAAUAUGAUUCUGAUAUACCGGUUUUUUAUUAAAUACAGUAGUUUAUACAACAUUUGAAUCAGAAUAUUUUCUUCUUGUUUCCCUCCUCUAAAAACUAUGUGCGCCCUAUGGUCGGGUGUGUCCUAUAGAGCGAAAAAUACGGUACAUAACAAGAAUACAAAGCUGAAAAUUAAUGAACUGCAGCUAAAAUAUUAAGUUCAUUUUCCACAUGCUCUAGUCCUUCCCCUGCCCACCCCCAUAAUAUUCUGAAGUGGGUCUAUUCUCCAGUCUUCAGAGAGUAGCUGGAAGUGAGGAGGCAGAAAAAGGUCCUCCUUUCCUUCCGCUCUGCAGUUUUAAACUGAAAUCUUAGGCACAGUACUGCACCCAGAGCUCAGAAACUGCUUGAAAUUCCUGGUCCCAAAAUGCGUCCAGAACAAUGGGAGUUUUGAACAGGGCUCCCGGCCCUUCCUGGAGAUGCCAGGGAUUGAACCUGGAAACUUCUGCAUGCCAGGCAGAUGUCCUACUCGCUGAGCUAUAGCCUCUUUCCUCAAUGAUGAUUGCAUUGCUACUCCUUCCAUACUGAACUUGAGAGGUUUAAUGUUGCUGCUUUUAAAGUAGCUGGCAAUGGGUUUGUUUGUUUCUUGUUUUCAAUCCUGAAUCUCUUUCCACCCAGGGGGAAUUCAAAGUUUCUGAAAAGGUUAUCACAAUGGCUGAGCUGAUCCAAGGCCUGGAAGAAAACAGAGUCAAGGAAAUGUUUGGCGCGGGGACGGCCUGUGUCGUUUGUCCCGUGAAUAAAAUCUUCUACCAGGGCAAGGUGAGAGUUAGGACACUGGCCUUUUCUGAACCGCCCGAAUUGUGAUUCAUGUUUCGUGACGAAUCUCUCCUCCUCUCUCAUGUCAGAAUUACCAUAUCCCCACCAUGGAAAACGGACCUGAGAUUGCAAAACGGUUUCUGAAGGAGCUGACAGAUAUUCAGGUAUAGCUCAGCAAAUUGGGGGGGGGGGGGGGACGGACAAGUUUUUUUUUUCUUCAUUUUAAGAAAACAGUUUGUAGGCGAAGGGCAGAGCCCUGGGUGCUUAUCCUGCCCGUGGUUCCCUGUUUGGCCACCAGGGGGCGUAGUGACCUUGUGGAGUAACCUGCGUUUGGUACCCACUGUUCAAGAGGAAUUUAAUAGGUUGAAUUAACCCGGAAGAUUGAAGUGUAAAGGGAUAAUUGUGCACAAUUGCACACAUUCCAGGAACAGUGGGGGCUGGCGGCAGAUUUCACCCGUCCUGAUCUGGAACGAUACGCGCUUUCCAUCGCUAGGGGAAACCACUUCCCCGCUUUUCCGCCAGUUCACCCCACAUAUUUGAUAAUUGCUUGAUGACUUUCAGCUGCAGGUGUGUGGACACACACAGCAAUUUUCCUUUUGUAGGGAUGUAAGAGCUUCCCCGAAUUUUUGAAGCUAUGUGUUGGGCGGGGGGAGUGGUUUGUUUCCAACCCCCAAACACACACCCCACCCCAUAAAUUUAAUAAUAAUUUUUAUUAAGUUUUCCAUUUUAACAAUCCAAUGAAAUCACAUUAAAUAUUCCCAAUUAUACAAAUACAUAUCAUAAAGUCCAAAUAUUUUGCCAAAUUAUAAAUUUUUGUUGGGGGUUCCCAUGCUUCAAGUUCAGUGGGGUCCAGUCAUCUCAUAUUUCUACUGUUUUGAAUGUCCACUAGUCCCUUCUUUAAAUCUUCUUGUUGUUUUCCUUCUUCUUUGCCACCCCAUAAAUUUAAGGGGAUGUGGGAAAACAGACUUUCUUUUGCUCCCUUACUGCAUUGUGGGGUUAGGCCCAUUUCUGCCUCUCCUGUCCUAAUCCCAGUGUCAGGCAGCUGCAAAGCCCAGAGCUAAGCAGGGAAGUGGCCGCAGCUCAGGGAUAGGCCCAGACUCAACCCCCAGCCACAUCUCCAGGAAAAGACUCCCGGGGAGCUGCUGCCAGUCAGUGUCAACAUUACUGGGCAUAACAUUGUCUGUGAAUUUGCGGGCAGGUGGCAUUUCCAGCCAUGCUAACUGACUACCGUAUUUUUCCAUGUAUAACAUGCCACCCGUGUAUAAGACACCCUGUAUUUUUGGGGACUCAAAAUCAAGAAAAUGCACUAUGCACUAUCCGUGUAGAACGGCCUCAGUCCUGUAUACCUGAGGGAGUGUCUCCACCCCCAUCGUUCAGCCUGAGGUCCACCUCCGAGGGCCCUCUGGCGGUUCCCUCAUUGCGAGAAGUGAGGUUACAGGGAACCAGGCAGAGGGCCUUCUCAGUAGUGGCGCCUGCCCUGUGGAACGCCCUCCCAGCAGAUGUGAUGGAAAUAAGCAGCUAUCUUAUCUUCAAAAGACAUCUGAAGGCAGCCCUGUUUAGGGAAGUUUUUAAUAUUUAAUGCUGUAUUGUUUUUAACACUUGAUUGGGAGCCGCCCAGAGUGGCUGAGGAAACUCAGCCAGAUGGGCGGGGUAUAAAUAAAUAAUAAUAAUUAGACAACCCCUUAUUUAAACAUCAAAAAUAUAGGAAAAAAUAUACACAGAAAAAUACGGUAUAUGUCCCCACCUUCCCUUAUUUAUUUAUUUAUCUAUCUAUCUCUCCCUCCCUCCCUGCAGUAUGGACGUGUCGCCAGUGACUGGGUCUACCCAGUCUGA